AUGAGUCCAUUUACUCAAAAACUAUUUUUGCUGUGUGUGUUGACAUUGUUAUCAGCACACGCUACUUUAGGAGUGCGUGUGAGUAUUCUUAACAACUUAGAACAAAAUCUGGACUUAACCGUUCACUGCAAAUCUGCAGAUGAUGAUUUGGGAGUUCAUGUUCUUCAUCAUGGUGAAAGUUUUGGUUGGAAUUUUAAAAUUAGCAUCAUUGGCCACACACUGUAUUAUUGCUCCUUUCAAUGGAAUGGCGGGUUCCAUUAUUAUGACAUAUAUGUAGCAAGUAGAGAUUAUAAUGUAUGUGAUCCUUGCAAUUGGUAUAUAGUAAAAUCUGGACCGUGUAGGGUUCUUUCUCAUGGUUCUGCUGUUUGUGACUUUUGGAAAAAGUAA
Messenger RNA from Lathyrus sativus (Indian pea), 387 nucleotides. The record is from the annotation of a GenBank genome assembly. NCBI's taxonomy places the organism in Eukaryota, Viridiplantae, Streptophyta, Magnoliopsida, Fabales, Fabaceae.